Messenger RNA from Zingiber officinale, 333 nucleotides. RefSeq names its product classical arabinogalactan protein 9-like. Lineage: Eukaryota; Viridiplantae; Streptophyta; Magnoliopsida; Zingiberales; Zingiberaceae. Bases 1 to 333 code for a protein of 110 amino acids. The record is from RefSeq and is a predicted model, not a curated record. The transcript has a single exon.
AUGGCUCUUGUGAUGGUGGUUCUGAUGAAGACGCUCGCCGCGGCUUGCACUUCCUUCUGGCUUCCGCUCUCUGCUCCACCGCCGAUCACAGAGCCAUUCGACGUCUCAAAGCCUCGAAAGUCACCGCCGAUCACAGAGCUGCCACAACUGCCGCUUCCACCUCCACCACCCACCUUCCUGUCACCAAUCACGGCCUCCAAUGAGCCCUUCAAGGCCCCCAAGCCCGUAAAGUCGGCUCCAAAGUUGCCCUCAAAGCCACCGUCUCCAUCGAUUGAGCUGCCGCCGAUUCAGCUGACACCGCAGCCGCUUACAACACCCCCACCACCCCUUUGA